AUUAAGCGUAAAAUAGGGGCAAAUCUGUAAAAUACAUAUAGUGGCUUAGUAACGGAGUAAAAAUGGAUAAAUCCAUUUAAAGUUUCAAGUUCCGCCUUAAAAACCCUGAAAACUGACUCCUAAUUCCUCACAAUCCCCCAAAAAAAUUCUUCUCUCCAAGUAUCCAUCAAACAAUCGGAGUAAAAAUGGACAAAGUGCAGAAAGCGUACCGCAGCUCAGCGCCACAGACGCCGGCAACGACUGCAAAUACCAGCUUGUUAGCUUCUUCCGUUGAGAAAACCAGCUCAGCUUCUCCUUCUUCACCCAGAAUCGCGCUGUCGUUUUCGAUCGUACCGGACGAGCCUCGCUGGGUGAUGUCCCGACCUCCAGGACAUUUCGUACCACUAUGGACCUUCUCAAAGCUUGACAUCGCUUGUUUUGCUGCUGGCAUUGCCCUGACGGAAUGUUUGCUUCGCUGGGCACCAAAAGUUGUCAAGGGGUCGAAGGAUGACUAAAUUGUUACAUGUGUGGAUGCUGUGGUUAUUUUUUGUUCAGGUACUGACAUCGAGAAAUUUUAUAUGAAGUUUGAACAUUAAAUAUUUCGGGUAUGUACCUGGUGGUUGUAUAUGCUCUCAUAUUUGAGUUGUAGCUGAGUAACAAGUCUUGAUGAAUAUGGUACCUUAUGUUUUUACUAAUCGAAGUGUAGUAAUGUCAAUGACCCCAACUUGAUAUGUUUCGAUCAUUUUGUUGUCCACUGCCUUUUCUUCCAUUCAAUGAGAGAAACAAAUUGCUGUUGCAUAUACACAGAUACAAUUUCUUGUGUGUAUCUGUUUCAUUUGUUCCUUUUAUUUAAUUACAUUAAAAAAUGUUAUACCUUUUCUUUCCCCUCUUCUUUAAAUACCCACUUCCACAAUUGACAUCCUUCUUCCAGAAGAAACCUAACAAUUUGGACCAUUUGGCUGUGCUGCUAGCAAGAAUUUUUUAUGCACGUAGAUAUUUCUUUCUUAAAUAGAAGUAUUAAAUCUUCUUAUACACGAAUAAGUACAAAUAGAUGUGUGUGGUUAGCUCCUCAUCUUUCUUCUUCUUUAGAAGUAUUCCUUGUGAAAUUCAAACCGUGUUGAUGUCUUGUAAGUCAGUUCUUGUGACAGCUUUUUCAGCUCCUUUGCUAAGUUAGGCGCUCCACAGUAGAAAACACCUGCACAUUUAUGAGUUCACUGUAUAUUAUGACAAAACUCUGCUUAGUCAUGUAAAUUAUUUAUAUGUUUGAUCAAUUAUUGUAUAAUUUGGCAUCUAGUAAGUGUGAGCAACAUUGCGGAUAAAAUCAAAAAGCUCAAACCGAAUUACACGCAACAUAGAUAAACCGAACUGACAAUUUUUUACACUGAAGAAAACCGCACUGUUAGGCUCGCUUUCUGGUUAUUCUAUGCAUUUGAGUCCGGUUUGUGCAAAACUACACCACCUAACUAGUGAAAAAAAUAAUUGAACCGCACCGCAACACAUAAAACACAGAACCAAAACACAACCGAAAAUUUGUAUACUAAAAUUGCAGAACCGAGUUGCAUGGUUUGGAUCGGUUUUUGCUCAACCCUAGCAACUUGUGAACUGGAACAACUUGACGUAAAGGCUUGGGUUAGAAGAGUCCAGAUAAAAUAAAAAUCUGGUCAGAAAUCUGUUUUACCUACUGUACAGCAGGGAUGCUUCACUGCUAUUUUGCUGAAAACUUCUCUCCAAUCUGGCCUUGCAAAAUGUGUCCUCACCUGAAAUGGAAAAUGUGACAUUUGUUUUUUAGGUCCUAAAUUCAAAGUCUUUUACUCCAUAACCUUUACAUUCUAUAUCCAAAUGUUAUUGUUAUAUCGUAGGGUCGAAAUCUUACUCGCGUGCCAGAUAGGAUAUCAACUCCAUGCUUAGCAUGGUUUAGAGCCUGUACCAUUGUGAUCAGAGUCGACCUUGCAUCACCCUCUUCAUACACAGUUGUUAGGUAAUUGUGCAUCUCGAUUUGGC
Striga asiatica is the source of this 1980-nucleotide messenger RNA. The record is from the annotation of a GenBank genome assembly. NCBI's taxonomy places the organism in Eukaryota, Viridiplantae, Streptophyta, Magnoliopsida, Lamiales, Orobanchaceae.